Nanorana parkeri is the source of this 2737-nucleotide messenger RNA. It is a transcript of the gene ABCB7, whose product is annotated as ATP binding cassette subfamily B member 7. Lineage: Eukaryota; Metazoa; Chordata; Amphibia; Anura; Dicroglossidae. Gene Ontology annotation, biological process: transmembrane transport; intracellular iron ion homeostasis. The record is from RefSeq and is a predicted model, not a curated record. Gene Ontology annotation, molecular function: ATP binding; ABC-type transporter activity; ATP hydrolysis activity. Bases 72 to 2309 code for a protein of 745 amino acids. Gene Ontology annotation, cellular component: mitochondrial inner membrane. The transcript has 16 exons.
UCUAGCCUCUUUUCUCUAUGGUCUGGGAGGACUUGGAGCUCUAGAGUGUGUCAAACCCCGUGACCCCGGACAUGGCGCUGCUCAUGGUACUCAAUGUGCCCCGUAAGAGGCUGGGGUCACUGUGGCAGUUCAGGAGGCCUCUCAGCUGCUGCUAUCAAGGAGAACGAAGGUGGAAGUCUAGCAGAGUCCGGACAAGAGGAGAACAGAGCCAGGUGCUGCACACACUCCCAAGGCAGACCGUUUGCGGCAUUGGGGGGAGAGACAAUUCAAGACACUUGUUAGAUGCUGUAAAGGUACUCUCAGGAUGGCCAUCAACCCAUAUAAGAACAUGCUGGCAUGGGCAUGCAGGAAGUGGACUUCACUCAGAUCCCAAAGAAGGGCUGAAAGAAGUGAAUUCAAAGAAAAUCUUGAAAGCUAUGUUUUCACAUGUAUGGCCCAAAGACCGGCCUGAUUUACGAGCAAGAGUUGCUAUAUCCCUUGGGCUUUUAGCCUGUGCAAAGGGUAUGAAUAUUAUUGUGCCCUUCAUGUUUAAAUAUGCAGUUGACAAUCUGAAUGAGGUAUCUGGGAAUGUAUUGAAUCUAGCAAAUGCACCAAAUACUGUGGCAACUAUAGCAACAACUGCUCUGAUUGGAUAUGGUGCAGCCAGAGCCAGCUCAGCUCUCUUCAAUGAAAUGAGGAAUGCCGUAUUUGGGAAGGUGGCACAGAGUUCUAUCAGGAGGAUUGCCAAAAAUGUAUUUUUACAUCUACAUAAUCUGGACCUGGGCUUCCAUCUAAGUAGACAGACUGGAGCGCUGUCUAAAGCUAUUGAUCGGGGUACAAGAGGCAUCAGCUUUGUGCUCAGUGCCCUGGUGUUUAAUCUGGGGCCCACAAUGUUUGAAGUUUUCCUCGUUAGCAGCAUAUUGUAUUACAAAUGUGGAGCCUCGUUUGCACUUGUAACAAUGGGGACCCUUGGAGCUUAUACAGCAUUCACCAUCGGAAUCACACAGUGGAGGACGAAGUUCAGAAUAGAAAUGAAUAAGGCUGAUAAUGAAGCUGGAAAUGCUGCUAUUGAUUCCCUUCUAAAUUAUGAAACUGUUAAGUACUUUAACAAUGAGAAAUAUGAAGCAGAAAGGUACGAUGGCUUUUUGAAGAUCUAUGAAAAUUCUUCUCUGAAGACUACCUCAACACUGGCCUUGCUGAACUUUGGCCAAAGUGUAAUAUUUAGUGUGGGCCUGACCACUAUUAUGGUUCUUGCAAGCAAAGGAAUCCUUGCAGGAAAUCUAACUAUUGGAGACCUGGUUAUGGUAAACGGGCUUCUGUUCCAGCUUUCAAUGCCCUUGAACUUCUUAGGAACAGUCUACAGAGAGACCAGACAAGCUCUAAUUGAUAUGAACACACUCUUCACUCUUCUGAGUAUAGACACAAAAAUUAAGAAUAAAGACUUGGCUCCCACACUAGCGGUCACUCCUCAGACUGCAACUAUUACCUUUGAUGAUGUCUACUUUGAAUAUUUGGAGGGACAGAAAGUCCUAAAUGGUGUGUCUUUUGAAGUUCCUGCUGGAAAGAAAAUCGCAAUUGUUGGUGGCAGUGGCUCCGGCAAAAGCACCUUGAUCCGACUGCUCUUCCGGUUUUAUGAGCCUCAGAAGGGAAACAUAUAUGUGGCUGGUCAGAACAUUCAAGAUGUCAGUCUGGAGAGUCUGAGGAAAGCAAUUGGCGUUGUUCCCCAGGAUGCUGUCCUUUUUCAUAACACACUGUAUUAUAACUUGAUGUAUGGAAAUAUUAAUGCCUCACCAGAAGAAGUGUAUGACAUAGCUAAGUUAGCAGGACUGCACGAUGCUAUUCUCCGGAUGCCUCAUGGUUACAACACCCAAGUAGGAGAACGAGGACUCAAAUUAUCAGGUGGAGAAAAGCAGCGGGUGGCAAUUGCCAGAGCAAUGUUAAAGAACCCUCCAAUUAUUUUGUAUGAUGAAGCCACUUCUUCCUUGGACUCCAUUACUGAGGAGAAUAUUCUCAGCUCGAUGCGUGAUAUAGUAAAACACAGGACCUCUGUGUUCAUCGCUCACAGGUUGUCUACCAUCGUUGAUGCAGAUGAAAUUAUAGUGCUGGAUCAGGGUAAAGUUGCAGAGAGAGGGACGCAUUUCGGACUCUUAGCAAACCCCAACAGCCUUUAUUCUGAACUGUGGCACACGCAGAGUAACAGGGUCUUAAACAGUCACAGCAACCAGGCAUCUGAGAAAAGUAGCCAAGAAAUGUCCAAAGAGGAGGAACGAAAGAAACUGCAGGAGGAGAUCAUUAACAGCGUUAAAGGAUGUGGCAACUGUUCCUGCUGAUGAAGUGGACAGCUUGAAUUGGAAGUGGAGCUCCUUACCGCCCCAUAAAUUCUGUUUCCCCUCAACUCUUACCUCUUAUUUCUGUACUCCAGAAACAUAUCUGUUGACCCAUUUUUCCCUCUUCCUUCCUUUUACGUGAUUUUUUAAUUUGUAUAUACAUUUGUCUGAUUUCUUCGUAGUGUAACUAAUUCUUCCUGAAAUAUUUGAAAUAUAUUUUCUUACAAAGAUUGCUUCCAGUAGUGGCGUUGGACAAAACAUGGCUGAUCUUACUGCUGUCAUUUUGUGCUAUCCUAUUUGUUUUUCAACAACUGGUCCAGUAAUUUAGCGCGUGGAAAAUUCUUGCUAAUGUGCAGUAAUUAGCUUUCAUAAUAGUAAAGAGGUUUCAUAAAAGACUGUAUAACUGUUAUGCAGCUCUCAUUCAGACUUUU